This is a messenger RNA of Ruditapes philippinarum (Manila clam), 1506 nucleotides long. RefSeq lists its product as uncharacterized. Bases 1 to 1326 code for a protein of 441 amino acids. Lineage: Eukaryota; Metazoa; Mollusca; Bivalvia; Venerida; Veneridae. The record is from RefSeq and is a predicted model, not a curated record. The transcript is spliced from 5 exons.
AUGUACAGCAAGCCUAACACUGAUACAUACUUAUGGCAGAAACAUGUUUACUAUUUCCAUUUGGAUACAAACACAUCCAUGGUACAAUUUGGAACUGUACAAACAAAUUCCGCUUUUGCUAUAGACGGGAUUGAAUUUCAACUUUGUGAAGUUUCUACGAAUGAAACAGACGAGGCAGACGGACAUGUGAACAUUCAUACAGUGUUCGUUCAUGAUUGGUCAUCAAUUCAUGCAGAAUGGUCUUUCGUUGAUUUGGAAACGGACAUACUUGAAUAUAUGUGGGCUAUUGGGACUGUCAAAGGCGGAACUCAGUUACAAACAUUUGUAAAUGUUGGACGACAAACGUUUGCUAGUAACAACACACUUAGACUGGAACACGACACUGUGGUAUAUAUAACAGUUAUUGCAAUAAAUGCUGCAGGACUACGUACGGUGAGCUACUCAGAUCCAAUUAUGAUCGACCUGACAAAACCUGAAUGUCAUUUUGUAAAUGAUGGUCCUGUACAAGGCACUUCUAAGGGUGAUACAUCAAUAGAAGGUUUUGUCACAAUUAAACCUGAUCAACGGAACGCAAGUAAAACGUUUCUAGGACUUCCCAAAGAAAGAGUGUUUGCAACUGUAAGAUGUACAAAUGGGGCUGGAUUAACACACACCUGCUCAUCUGAUGGUGUCAAGCUAGUUCAGAAACCACCAUCCGUUGAUAACGUCAUAUUAGAAUUACUGACAACUUCAUCAAGUCAGUACGAGCCACGUGAUCAUUACCAUGGCAACAACACUGAAAUACGGUUCAGGUGGACUGGAUUUAAAUAUGAUGAUGGCGUACAAAGCUACUUGAUUGCUCUUGUUGGAGAUAAAGUGUCGGCGUCCGAAAUUGUUCAAAGUUCAUCUUCUGGCUACAGUUACGGAAGUUUCACAGGACUGAACAUGAUGGAUGGAAACUACACUGUAUCAGUAACUGGUAUAAAUGAAGUAAAAAUGUACAGUCAGAAAACAUCCAGCAUAUUCCAUUUAGUCACAGUUCCACCAAGUCUAACAGGUUCACCGAUAAAUACAAAUUGGGUAAAGGCGACGUCAACUGCUACAGCAUCUUGGAAAAACGUGUUUGCAUCAAAUGAACCACUUUACUAUGAAGUGUCUGCAAGAUUUGAAGAAGGAGGGGAAGGAGAUCUCGUGCAGUGGCAGGAAACAGUUGAUACUCGGAUUGAAAUUGUUUUGGAUACAAAGGAAAUGACACCUGCAGGAGUAACCGUUCGCUUUUCCGUCACUGCUAUAUCGCAUGUAGGACUGUUUACAAUUGCUCAUGGCAACCUUUUUGUAUUGCCAUAACUUACAAAUGACUUUUCUAAAUAUGCGUUUGUUUCAAAUCAGAUUUGCACUAGUUUCAAAACACUUUCAAUUGGUACUGUAGAUGAUAAGGUAAAACAAGCGGUAUAUGAGACAAAGUUUAUUUGUAAAUUUAUCCAAAUAAUUGAAAUACCAGUCGUUGUAAAUAAAUGUUUAAACAUU